CGUCAUUACAAUCCAAUGGCCACUCUCUCAAUAGGCAUCGCACCGGCCACCACCUCUACAACUAGCACCAUCCGUAAGAUCCAAAGACCUUCCUUUUCCAGGCUCAGAAUCUCCUGCAUUGGAUGGGACCCAGAAGGCAUUUUGGGGCCGGCCCAGACGGGCCAUAUUGCAAGAUUAGAGUUUAAAAGACGACUUGAGAAGGAUGUUGAGGCACGAGAAGCCUUUGAGCAACAUGUUCGUGAAGAAACCAAGCGUCGUAGAGCUCUUCGCCAAUCUCGGGUUAUACCGGAUACUUCAGCGGAGUUGAUAGAGUAUUUUCUUGACACUGAAGCUCAAGAGAUUGAGUAUGAAAUAGCGAGGCUGAGGCCACGAUUGAACCAGGAGUUUUUCUCACACCUGCAAUUUGAAAUAGGUCAACUUCGCUUUGCUGUUUCAAAAACUGAGGAUAUUGAAGACAGAUUGAUUGAGCUGGAAACAUUACAGAAGGCUCUACAAGAAGGAACAGAAGCCUAUGACAAAAUGCAGUCUGACCUUAUAACAGCCAAAAAAAGUCUAUCUAAAAUCUUGACUUCAAAGGAUGUGAAAGCAACUUUACUGGAAAUGGUUGAACAUAAUGAAAUCAAUAGAUCCUUAUUGACACUUCUAGAUGAAAACAUAGCAAAUGCACAAAAGGGUGACCAGAAACAAGUGGCAGUGUUCAUGGAAAAGGUCCGUGCAGCUGUUCUCAAGUACAUGACAGUUUAGUAAUUCUACUGUCAUUCCUUAUAUUGAAUUCUUUAUAAGUCUGGGAUUUGAGCAAUAACUCCAUUCCUAACUACAUUAGCUAGAUUAAGAAAAACAGGAGCAAAGCAAGAUGGAGUCUUGCAUAAAUAUAUGGUAGCAAAAAACAAACAAACUAUAUAUAGAUGCAAUGACAUUGUUUUGUACCGUAAGAGAGACUUAACGCACAGAUAUUAGAACAAUUUGUUAUAGAAUCAUAUAUAUGCCAUGACAUCUAAGUGAUAUAGUUUAAAAGAAUGGAAUAGACUACAUUAAAAAGAC
Molecule: messenger RNA, 1041 nt
Organism: Pistacia vera
Lineage: Eukaryota; Viridiplantae; Streptophyta; Magnoliopsida; Sapindales; Anacardiaceae
Exons: 8
Coding region: 16-744 (242 amino acids)
Cellular component (GO): chloroplast stroma
Source: RefSeq, a predicted model, not a curated record